CUACAAUAUCUUAUUUAUAUGAGCCUUAAAAUAAGAACACUAUUUUUUAUUAUUGUAACUUUUAAUCCUCUAUAAUUACAGAUGAGUUUCAAAAGACAAAAUAGCUGACUUAUUACAAAAUAUAUCUCCCUCCCAUCUGCUUGAAACCUCCUUAAACUGCACAAUAUGUUGCUGUUGCCAUGUAUGUGUGUUUCUCUACUACAUAACCAGAACUUAUUUCUUCAGCCAUUUGGCUAACGGUCGAGUCUAGCCAUGAUUUUACCACCAAGAGACUCAAGUUUCUGCGGCGAAGAUCUCUGCUGAGAGAUGAGGAUUAGCAGAAAGAAGCGAGAAAAUUUCCAUCGUUUGGUUCUUGCGGAUAGGUAUUUAUGUGUUCGGGUUCGUGUGAAUGUAAACUAUGCAUUUCCAAACCUAAAAGACAGAUACAAUACAAAUUCAAUAUGUGGUUGAAACACAUACGGUAAGCACUAAUUGCCAAGAGGUACAUUUUGGCAUUUUAAUUACCUUCUAAAUUGAAAUGAAACUUAAGGAAACAGACCAGCCAAUAUUUAUCUAGCGCAUUUUAUCAAUUUAAACCGUGUAAAUUGUAAAAUUCAUACCUAGACAGAGCUGAUAAAACUAAGAAACCCCUAUAUGCCGAACAACUAUGAUAUCGUUAUUCGGUAUUCUGUUUUGAGGUUGUUGUUUUUCUGUAAGUUAGGUGUAGGCAGGUAAGUGGCUAUCAGAAAGUAAUAUAGUUAAAAGAACAUUGCACUAAUACUUUCAUUCAUAUUUCAGGUAUGAUGGACGUGGUCAUCUACAUGACCUCUCUGAUUACGAUGCAGAGCACAAUUCAUGGAACAGAAAUUACAAUUUGUCUGAAGAGGAGGCUCGCAUAGAGGCUCUCUGUGAUGAAGAGAGAGGAAGAAUAUAAGCGAUUGAGUGAAGCUCUAGCAGAAGAUGGGACUUAUAAUGCUAUGGGCUACCGCUAUAAGAGUGAUUAUUAUGAUCCUUCACAGCCCACAGAAGAGGAAGAACCACAGAAGGACAAAGAUGACAGAGAAUCAAGUGAUGCAGAAGACAAUGAGGAGCCAUUUAUUGCACCAGAUGGGUUAAAUGUUCCGUCCGAUGUUGAACUGCCACCGACAGCAAAAAUGCAUGCAAUCAUUGAACGCACAGCCAGCUUUGUCUGCAAGCAAGGUGCUCAGUUUGAGAUUAUGCUAAAAGCUAAGCAAGCUCGCAAUUCGCAAUUUGACUUCUUACGUUUUGAUCACUACCUCAAUCCAUACUACAAGCACAUUCAAAAAGCUAUGAAGGAAGGACGAUACACUUCACAAUCUGAUAAACAAAAUGAGAAGAAAAGUUCAUUAUUAAAUACAGCAGAUGAUGAUGAUGAAGAGGAUGAUGACGAUGAAGGAAGUGAUUACCUACAUCCAAGUCUUUUUGCCUCUAAAAGGUGCAGCAGACUUGAAGAGCUUACAAAGCCUUUAAAAGUGAUUGAUCCAGAUCACCCCCUUGCAGCUCUGGUCAGGAAAGCUCAAAGUGAAAGGUUGGCUUCUCAGUUAGCGGCAAAUAAUGUACCUGCUCAGGUUGCUGAAACGGAAAGCACCACUGAAUCUAAUGUGACUUCCACCUAUUACAAUUACUAUAUGUUGCCAGAUGGGACAUAUUGCCUCGCUCCUCCAUCUGCAGGUGUGGAGGUUAACAGUAGCUACAAUCCUUCAUCAGCUGAAGAAAAUGCACAAACUACAGGCGAAUUAAUGACAACUACACAGUCCAGUACACCUCCUCCAUCAUUAAUAAGUGAUGCUAACACUAAGGUGACCCAAGACACUGUUCCAGUAAGCACACUCACACCAGUGGUUGCUAUUAUUCCUCCACCUCCUGAUAUUCAACCUGUCAUCGACAAACUUGCACAGUAUGUGGCUCGAAAUGGAGUUAAGUUUGAAACCAGCGUUCGAGCAAAGAAUGAUUCAAGGUUUGAGUUCCUACAGCCAUGGCAUCAAUAUAAUCCAUAUUAUGAGUUCAAGAAACACUUUUUCAUGCAAAAAGAAGGAAUCCUGAAUGUACAGACUGCCGCUAACUUGGAUGGAAGUAACAAUUCUGCAGAAAUAGCAAGCAACUCUUUGCUACUGUCUGAUCCUGCAACGGAAGACCGAUUUGACAGAGGAGCCUUUGAUUCUAAAAAUGAUGCCGCUAGCAGUAAGGCCCACAAUGAUGGUAAAAUGAAAGCAUCAUUUGCUCCCAUAAGCUUUGCCAUCAGAGUGAAGGAAACUGACCUCCUACCCCUGGAAAAAAACAGAGUUAAGUUAGAUGAUGACAGCGAGGAUGAAGAAGAAGGAAAUGGCAAGGAUGGAUCACAAAGUAAGACCAGCCACCCUACCAGCAGCCAGUCAAUGAAUACAACAGCUUCUGUGGUGGAGGAUAAAAAACCUCAGCUGACUCCCGAAGAGCUUGAAGCCAAACAAGCAAAGCAAAAGCUGGAAGAUAGACUCGCGGCAGCAGCCAGAGAGAAACUUGCACAGGCUGCCAAGGAAUCAAAGGAAAAGCAACUGCAGGCAGAACGCAAAAGGAAAGCUGCAUUGUUCCUGCAAACCUUAAGGAAUCCACUGGAAGUAGAACUGGGAAGGAUAGAAGAGAGUACCUCUAGCCCAGAGGUUAUUGGCGGUGUAGGAUGUGAUGUUUUACCUGAAGAUAUAAUUCUGCCAACCACAGAGUAUCCUGUGUCAGAAAGAUCCCCAAGCAGAGCUUUUCCACGGGAAGAAAAGGAAAAAAAGAAGAAGAAACGGAAAAAACGCUCCCGUUCAAGAUCUCGCUCCCCAAAAGAACACUAUGAGUCCAAAUCAAAGUCCAGGUCACAUUCUAAAGUUAAGCAUUCUCUUCCCACAGCCUACAGAACAGUCAGGCGUUCUAGGUCAAGAUCACCAAAAAAACCUUCUCAGUCCUCCGACAGGAGAAGAGAGGAAGAAAAAGGAUAUUCAAGUGCCUAUCGAGUUGGGCACAACCCUGGCAACAGCAAGAAACGUGCAAGAUCACGCAGCCCACAUGACAAUAAAAAGAAAAGACACUCCAGAUCACAAACAAAAUCUAAACCAAGAUCUCGAUCCAACUCGCCCAACAAACAGGGGGCUUAUAGUAGCCCUGUGCAUUCAACAAGUAUCUCUCCCGUGGAGAGCAGAGGCUCCAGUCAAGAACGCUACAGGGGAACCUCUCAGGACAAAGAUGGCCAUAUUGCGUCAGAAAUAGUCUCUUCGGUGCAGUCCAAAAUAACUCAGGAUCUCAUGACGAAAGUAAGGGCAAUGCUUGCUGCCUCCAAGAAUAUGCGUAGCAAUGCUUCCUGAUACUGUAUAAAAUUAUACCAGCCUAAAUCUAUUUAAAAUGGGGAUACACCAUUACAGAUGGAAGUCCAAGAAUCUGUCCCCUUUUUUGUUUUUGUUUUUCUGCUUUUUAUAAAAUUAUUGUAGUAAUUCCAUUUGAUUUCCACAGAGAAGUCAGAUCUGCCAUUGGUCAAUUUUUGAUUGACUCUUUUCCAUUUGCUAUAUACAGUGAACAGCCCCUCUGUAUAUUUGUACAUAUUAUGUUUCUGUGCUACAAAAUAAAAUUUGGUGGGCAAACUGUAAAAA
Messenger RNA from Pelobates fuscus (common spadefoot toad), 3602 nucleotides. RefSeq names its product splicing factor SWAP (gene SFSWAP). Gene Ontology annotation, molecular function: RNA binding. The record is from RefSeq and is a predicted model, not a curated record. The transcript has 17 exons. NCBI's taxonomy places the organism in Eukaryota, Metazoa, Chordata, Amphibia, Anura, Pelobatidae. Gene Ontology annotation, biological process: RNA processing; mRNA 5'-splice site recognition. Bases 891 to 3320 code for a protein of 809 amino acids.